Molecule: messenger RNA, 2029 nt
Organism: Lolium rigidum
Lineage: Eukaryota; Viridiplantae; Streptophyta; Magnoliopsida; Poales; Poaceae
Product: zinc finger BED domain-containing protein RICESLEEPER 2-like
Exons: 3
Molecular function (GO): DNA binding
Source: RefSeq, a predicted model, not a curated record
UCCAACUCGAUGCCCUAAUCGUGCCCAGAUUCUCCUCCCCGGCCCCCGCCGCGAGGUUCCCCCAGCCAGGCCAGGCCAGGGUUCUUCCCCAUCUCAGCUAGCCAUGGAGCAUUCCAUGAUCCAGCACGUCGUGGAGUACCCCGAGGAGCACGAGGUGGGCGGCGGCAUGAAGGUGGAGGUGGCGUACGACGGGGUUCACGGCGCCGCGGUUCACCAGAGCGCGUUCCGGUACAAGCACAAGAAGAGGUCCAAGGUCUGGGAGGAGUACAAGCCCAUCUUCCUCAACGGGAAGGUCCAGUUCGCCGAGUGCCUCUACUGCCACAACCGCCUCAGCUGCAAGGACUCCAACGGGACCAGCCAUCUCUGGCGGCACCAGAAGAUCUGCCCUGGCAAGCCCGAGACGGCCGAGAGGCGGCAGCAGAAGGAUUCCUACUUCCCGUAUGUGUCGGUGAACGAACACAGUCCAGUUUCACCGAUUGAUCCGGUCAACGCGAUCAUUUCGGAGACGCUUGACGACAUAGGUUCAGUAAUUCCCAGCAGAUUCAAGUCCAAGGUGUGGAAGGAGUUUGUGCCCGUCUACGUCGAGGGGAAACUCCAGGCUGCGGAUUGCAUCCACUGCCAGAAACGUCUCAGCGCAAAUAAGUUUGGAGGGAGAAGCCAUCUGAGCCGGCACCUUCUAACCUGCCCAGGACGGCGUGGAAGUGCCCACAAUCAUCACAAGAUUCAGUUUCACCCUUCGAGUGCACCUACUUUGAAGUCCAGGGUGCAGGAUGAGCUCUCGCCUGCCUUGACGAAUGGGAAGGUUCAGAUUGCAGAAUACUCUAGCAAGCUCUUCAGGACUAGUAGCUCGGGUGAAACAGCUCCUAUAAUACGUCCUAUUCAAAUGGUGCCAGCACAUCAGUUCCCACCAGCAUCUGAUGGUACGAGCGUGAAGAAAGAAAAGACUUCAUUCGUGAACAUUCCAACUGACACGAGCACCAGGAAGUUUGAUAAAGGAACAGCUUAUCAGGAGCUAGCCAAGAUGAUAAUUUUACAUGGGUAUCCCUUUUCAGUUGUGGAGCAUGAAGAAAUGAGGAGAUUUAUAAAGAACCUCAACCCUAUGGUUGACGCAGUUUCUCAUGAUGUUAUGGAGGAACAUUGCACUGCUUUAUUUCAAAAGGAAAAGCUAAAUCUUAAGGAUAUAAUUACACUUUCACCCCGACGUGUGUCUCUGUCAGCAAGCAUCUGGACACCUGAUGGACCCGAGGCAACAGUAAAUUACCUCUGUUUGACAGCACAUUUUAUUGGUGCAGACUGGAAAGUUCACAGAGUAAUAAUCAAGUUUGGCAUGUUUUGGUCCUCACCUACUAAUUUGGAAAGAAUAAUACAUUGCAAGGAAGCUGCUGUCUCGGAAUCAGAGAGUGGAUCAUACAACGUCAUCUGGGAUGCAAUUAGAGACUGGAAUCUUGACCAUAAGAUUUUGAGCUUGACUUCUGUUGGUGAUGUUAGGAACAAUGCAAACACGGUUCAGCUAAAGGAAAUGCUCAUGGAGAAGAAGUGCCUUCCUAUCAGAGGCAUUCUAUAUAACGUUGCUUGUCUGGAUGACGUCUUAAAUAGUGUUGUUUCUCAAGGGCAAGCAGAUAUACUUCGCCUUGUUGGUGAUGCAGCAAUGGAUUUUUUUGUGGCACGUGCAUCCUCACCAUCAGCCCAACAACAGCUUCUGGAAGUCAUUUCACAGAUGAGUUUGAAGUGUCCACAAGAAGAUGCUAAGUGGUGGCACAGAUUUUAUUUUAGGCUUGAAGUACUUUUGCAGUUCAAGAAGUCAUUUCCUUCUGAAAAUGUGCUGAAUCCAGAAGAUAUGAGUGUUGCUGACUCUAUUUGCAAGGUUUUGAGGACAUUUUAUCGUGUCAUUGAAGUUAUCUCUUGCCCUAGCUCUGUCACAGCAAAUGUAUAUUUCAAUGAGGUUUGGAAAGUGAGGACAGUUCUGCAAGAAGAAGCAUCGAACGGUCUAGGAGAAAUCUCUAGACUGGUUAUGGAGAUGCAGGAAGUU